AUGGCUGACCGCACACAACCGCUCCCGUCGCACACAAAGGCCCUCACGGCCGUGAAACCGAACCUGGAAACGCGCAAGAGUCACCAGCCUGAUCUGAGUGGGCCGCGACGCGGCAACCGCGACGCGGAAGAUCAUCACGGGGAGAACAGAGGUACAGAAGAGGAUGCGAAGACGACUCGCGAGCUGCAGGAGCGCUUGCAUAGCUGUGGCGAAGCACGUGCAGGCGGCAAGCCCCUCUCUUCAUUCUCCUCUGCCGCAGCGAGCGCAGGUCCCACCUGCCUUGUCUCCUUCACGGGUUUCCGUGACGAGGAUGAGUGGCAAGAGACCGGCGAUGAGAGCAACGACGCGUAUGACAACCCCCUUGCGCACGUCGCAGGCGGUGAUGCGACACCUUGUGCGGACUCGCUCUCUCUGUGCAAGCAGCUGGUCUCCGUGCUCCCAGGGGUGCGAGUCGAAGCGAAGCUGACGAGCUCGACAAACGUCUUGGUGGCUCGGCGCGGGUUCACAAAGAAGCGGCUGCUCGCCGCUCGUCAAGGAAUACCAGUGGUGCUGCCGAAGUGGGUGGCGAUGGGAUGCCCAGCGCUGCCCACCAGCGGUGGUGCUUGUGGCGCCAGCGGGGCUGCCUCUGCCGCCCUCCAUGAUCUGUAUGCCGUGCCGUGGCUGUAUGGGUACACUUUUUCCACCACUGGGCUGACAACGUCGGAGAAGGCGGCGAUAGACAGCGUGUGCACCGCGCACGGGGCGGUGGUAGAGCCCUCUCUCACGUGCAAGUGCGACGUGCUGCUCACUAGCGCGGAGUGCGUGCAGGCACUUCAGCGGCUUCUCCGUGCCGACCGAGAAGGUGAUGCAGAACAGAGACGCUUUAGGCAGCACCUACGUCACGCAGCGCUGCAGCGCACUGACGCGGGGCUGAUGGAAAACUCAGGUGCAGAAAUGGCGCCACCUGGCCGACGUGGUGGCGCGCCCAAGGCAACGUGGCUGACCGAUAAGGUGCGCUUUGCGCUGGAGCUCGAUGUCCCGGUGGUGGACUGCGUCAAGCUGUUCACAAUGCUGCGUCUGGACCGCCUGCCGCCGCCGACGUGGACGCGCGGCAUAGCAGCGGUGAUGUACACGUCGAGCUCGAAGGCGCGCCGACCCUGCGACAGCGACGCGGAGGACGGCCAACGCCAGUACGCGGACGCGCUCGACGGCAGCGACUUCGACGCAAUUCUUGACGUCUGUCGUGUGGGCUCACCGGCUGGGGGAAGCUCUGAGUGGACGCGCAUCCUCUCCGUCUUCGCCGACCGAGGUGACGCGUCGACAACCGGCUGCGCUCUCCAGAGCGACGUAGGCGUGGCAGAUGACGGCAAGGAGGGCAGAAUGCCCCCCACCCCACUCAACAGCAUCGCCCUUCGGGGGGACUCUAAGCAGUCCUCCUCGUCCUGCACCGACUCGGCGUCGACAGUCUCCGACCCGGAUGCGUGGGAGGAGCUGCUGAGCUGCGCACUGGCGUCCUCCCUCGACGAGCAGCAGACUCGGCGCGCGGACGCGUACCCAGGUGUUAGCAGCUCGGCUGACGCCAUCAAUGCGGCUGACCAUCUCACCGGCACCACCCCCACGACAACAAAGGCUACGACUGCUAUGACUACCACAUCGCCGCCUUUACAAGCUGGCUUGGAGAGGCUGACGGUGAACACAGCCGAUGUAGAGGACCUCGCUAAUGCAGGCGCGGAGGAGCCGUCGACACAGCAGGUUGUCCUCCCGGACUACUACAGUGCAACCACCGGAUCCGGACUUCCUCCACGUUCCUCAUCCCAGGGGUGUCAUGCUGGCCAAGAGGUGCUGACGGCGACGGCGGAUGCCAGCUGGGGCAUCGCUGCCGUAGACCCGUCGCCUCGGUGGACAACGAACGCCCUUCUUCACCGUGAGCCCGCGCCACCGCGCCAGUCGAGCCGCACCGACGAGCCGGUCGCAUGUGCGCAGCGCGAUGGAGCGGACGCAGGAGUGCUUGGGCGACGCACUGCUUCGUACUGGGCCAUGCAUCGCAGCGCAGAGCGUUUUCAGCCGCAGCUGCCUGCGCGGGAUACGGCACCGCAGCACACCGCUGUGAUGCAUCCUGACGACAGAGUGGCACCGUUGUCGCAGGCAUUCGCGGACAGCGGAGAACUACUAGCCGCCACCCACGAUUUGGUGGAGUCCUGCGUGGCAGCGGAUGAACUGGGCCUGGCAUCCGCGCAGCAGCUCGAUGCGUGCGACACGAGAGUUUGCGGUGCCACCACGGCACGUCAAGCUUUGCCGCUGCUCGCCAUGCAUCCGCCGUACCUCACCAUAUGUGUGCUCGGAUGCACCGAGCUGGAGCUGCGCAAGACAGUGCGAUGGUGUGAACAGUGCCGGCUGCUGCGCUCUCCUGUGCCAACAUCCGCCACAGAUAUCGUUCUUCUUGGGAGCCGCCUACUCACCAAGAAGCGGUACACGAUGCGCCCCGCCGUCGAUUCAGGCGACGACGAGAGAGGCACGAAGGGGGGCAAGAAGCAGCGGCCGCAGCGACCCGCACGCCACCGCAGUGCCUUCUCAACUUGGAGCUUCGGCGAGAAUCGUCACUGUGGCCACCACGCUGGCCAUGGUGUCGCGGUGACCAUACGGUACUGGGAGAUGGACGCCGCGGUGGCGCAGACGCUGGCGGACGUCUGCGGUAUUCCGCGGAGCCGUAUGGCCCCGCUCCAGUGGCUCGAGGACGCGGCGUCAGCGGCGCAAAAGGCCUGCGAAACAGCGAAGCUCGCGGCGGAAUCGGAGGCGGCGCAGCGGAGUUCCGCGCAUGCGUGGACUGUUGACAGCAAAGGAUGUUACACCGACACGUGUUGCACGGCAGCCACCACACCACCAGAAACGCUCGUUGGGCUACUAGAGGAGCGGCUUGCGGUAGCGGCAGAGUCCGAGGCGAGUGCAGCACUGGCACGGCAGCCGCUCUUUCACCCGCUCCCGCCGCUCUCGCCCGAUCAACUACCGGACAUAGCAGACCUCAAGUACUACAUACGGGUGCGGCAGGCACCUGCCACCUUGUGGGCAAGCAACGCCACCCCCACAGCGGCACAGGGGCUCGACGACAUCGCAGCAGGAGCUGCAUCGGCUGGCUUGGAGUCGCGCAAGCAGGUAAAGGGCAGCGAGAUGCACUACAGUGCGCGGCCGGCUCUGGGCCACCCUGCGAAGCAGCCGGCGUCCAGCAGCGCACCUGUAGAGGAGGACGACUCGCUGACAGCGGCGACGUCUCUAUCUGUGGUUUCAGUAUCUGCACCGACAACCUCUAGUGUUCAGCAGCCUCUGCACGCGGAGAAGACUACCCUCGGCGUGGAGGAUGCGGAGCACUCCUACAAAGAAGCCUUGGAGACGGCAGGGCGUCGGUUCACUCAGCUCAUCGCGCUCCUCCGUGUCACGGGCGACGGCGACGAAGCACAAGGGAGUGCCGGCGCUGCCGAGGUCUACCGUGAAGGACGCGACAAGGUGCUCGCGGCGUGCCAUUUCUGCUGCGUCGAAGGCGAGUACGCUCGCGUAGACUGGGCUGUGGUGCGUGGCCUCAUCCGCUACGGCGGCGGCCGAGUGGAGAAGCGAGUGGCACACGACUGGCAAACACUUUGGCAGCAGCCGCAGCAGCCUUCCGUGGAAGUGGCGGCUGCAAGCGCUGGUGCGCAGCAGGAUCAGGAAGCGCACCGCCGCUUAGCGCGUGCGCUGCGCCGGGGCGUCGCGUAUGCAAAGCUGCGGCAAAAGCUGCGUCGUGUGAUGGGAGACGUGUGGACCGCACACCAGGCCAGCCGCCAGGCCCGUAGCGAAACGCCCUCUCAGUGCCACGGCGCCGUGUGCGCGAGCGCCGACGCAGAGCAGGCGAAUGCGGCGGAGGUGGCCCGCCUCACGGCAAAGCUGCAGCUGAUGUCGCAUCUAUGCCAGCAGGCGCCGGUGCUGUGUCUGCUGCCGCACAGCUUCCAGCGCGCUGCCGGAGAUGAGAGCGGCAUGGCUAGCGCUGUUGAUGCAACCGUCCGACACAAGAAGGGCUUGCCAGGCCGAGCCGCAGUAGGGCCAGCGUCACCUUACAAGCGCCUUCACGCUCUCCGCUACCUCCCUGCUGUAACGAUGGACUACGUGCUUGCAUGCAUCGCCGUCGGCUACUGCCUCAACCCGCACAGCUGCUUCCUAUUUGACAUGUCGAUCCCCAGCGCGCCGGACAUGCGUCUCUUUCACCACCAGCACGUGCAGCGAGGCGGCAGUGGCGCACCCUCGCAGAAAGCCACGGCACAGCACACGGAGACUCGGCUACGUCUCGACAUCGCGGGAAGCAUCACGCCCGAAGGCAAUGGUGACGAAGCGGGGCAACGGCCGCACGCUGGUGCUGUAGCCGCUGGCAGCGGCUGUGUUGGCCAAGCUAGGGCGCCACCGUACAGGCCGACCCUUUCAAGCUGGGUGCUGGAGCGCCGUUACAGCAAAACCGACUCGGUGGGUGUGUGUAUAUCGGUGCUAUGGAAGCUUCCCACGCCGCCGGCUGCGGAGGGCGAGAGGUGCUGGUCGCGCGUUGACGUAGCCUCUCCGCCGGCGACGACUGCCACCAUCGAGCCUUGUCUCACGCCCGAUGCAUCGCUGGUGCCGCUGCUCCGCGUGCUGCUUCUGGGGCUUCGCAACGCGGUCGAGGCCUUGGGCGGCCAUGUCGCCGAUACCUUCUCGCCGUCGGCUGUCACGCACGUCGUGUCGGUGGACGUGGGCGGUAUCCUCUCUGGUACUCUCGGCGACGCGUUCACAAGUGACGUGGUGGGUAAAAGGGAUGCCGUGGUCAGCAGCAGUGACGGUAGCAGACCUUUUCCGUACUGGCCGACGCAGAGCAUCGAGAGCGUUGCGAGCUGCGCCGCGCGCGACGAGGUGUCGUUGGUGGGCCUCGAGUGGUUGGCAGCGUGCGUCGAAUGGGGCGCUUUCGUGGAUGAAACAGGGUACGCGCCACCGGCCGACCUUCUCGCGCUCGUGCAGGUGGAGAAGCAGAAGGCUCUGCUUGCCUCCGCCCAGGCCGCUCGCACAGCGGUGCACCGACGAGCUGCACAGGCACAAAGGCCGCCGCCGCCGUGGCAAUCGCCGAGCCACUGUCGCCUGAGCGAACACCGGGACCAUGUAGCCGCGCCCUCUCCCGCCAAUCCGGCGCCGUCUGGUGCUCUGACGGCACACGCGACUCGCCGUGUGCCGCACCUUGAGCGGCAUCGCAAGCGGAUGCGAAUCCCGCCACGUGGCGCGUCGGAGUCAGGGGCGCCACACAUACCGCCGCAUCCUCGGCUGCUGGACUACGGCCCACCGCUCGACAGAGGCGGUGCAGAGAUGGAAGAGCCCAACGAGUGUCGCACACCGGUGUUGCAGCGCGUUUCCGGUGCGUCGACGACGUGGUGCGACAGCGGCGGAGAGCCGUGCACGCCUCCCGUCAGAGACGCACCAUCGCCACGUAACGUCGCGCAGCACCGUCAACAGUCUCCGCCGCCACAGCCUCUCUCCUCACCGGUGCUGCCUCCGCCUUGUCCGCAGACGCCGUCCGGCCCCCACUCCGCCUCGCAAUCCAUGACUCUUCGUGCUGGCAGCGCUGGCACUCCGUCUGCUGGCGACCAUGGCCACCCCCGUCAGCGUCUCCGUCGCUACUCAUCAUCUACUUCGCAGCACAAUACCCGCUCGCUGCUCGAGCAGCAGGACGCGGAAGCUUACGUGGAGCACCUCGGCAACCUCUUCAACUUCUUUUCCCCCGGAUCCACGCCGCUGCCGUCAUCGGCGCACCGCUGCCGCGACCGCUCAAUCGCCACGCACGCUGAUCCCGACGCCAGUACCCCGCAGCAGCUGCGCAGCCCGCUCCUGUCGCACACUCCCUCGCAGUCGCACCCACCAAAGGUCACCUUCACCCCUUGUGAACCGCACCCGCACUGCGAGCGCAUGCGUGAGCGCGGUACCUCCGGCGCUUCAUCUUCGUCGCAGUGCACGCAGGUGCUCACGCCAUCAAAGACGGGAACAACGCUGCAGAUGACGGCAGCGGAGACAACGGGUUCCGCGGUAGGUGCCAGCAAUGUCUUCUCAACGCCACGGCGUCGUACACUGCGUGGCGCUGCUGCUGCAACGGCUGCUUACACCUCAUCAGCAACCAAGAACUCAGCCCUUUCAAGCCUCGACAAGCAGCGUCGCUGUACAGAAGAAGUUGCCAUCGGCACGAAUAGCUCUGUGGCGGAUUUGCAGAGGUGGAGGCCACUGGCAGAAGCUGUCACUGGCCUCUGUGAUGUAGAAUCUGGUGCGCCGGAUGCAAGUGCGCCGCCUCCACAGCUGUCCACCCUACCGAACUUGCUAGGCGGAAGCACGGAGCUGAGUCGCGGCGGCACUGUCGAAGCAAAGGCCGAUGGUGUCAGCAGCGCCACGGCCAUCAGCUGUGAAGAAGCAGAUGCCAAGCAGCGACAGCCUCAAGGCGGUGGCUGCACGGGGAGUGCGCAUGACGCCCAAACGCUGGACGAGCUCGCCGAAGGGAUGAAGCCGAGAUCGAUUGGAAUGACCGCUGGGACUGCGCAGCAGCACCAAGUUCACAAACGUAGCCGAUCAGUUGGAGGGCAGCAGGACGCGAGCCACACGCGCGUCCAGGUGGCGCUGGGUGGGCCACAUCACAGUGGACCUGAAGCCUUCUCGUGGGUGCAUGAUGUUAUUCCUGACUCGCAACCGCAGCGACAGGAUAUCGCGGUGGUAGCGUGCGCAGACAAGGAGCUCAUGAGCGGCGAUGUGCUGGUGCCCACCACCUUUAUCGCGGCAACAGCCGAGGCGUACGGGUCGACUUCUGCCGCGACGGCAGAGACCGCGGCUGGCUCAGGCCAUGGCAACGACGCAGCUACCCCUCUGCUGGCCGGCGAUCGCGAAGAGGCGGAGCAUGAAGACGACGCCAAAGGCGUAUCUCCUGCACCAGACGCGAUUGACACAGCCCCUGGUCUACCCAUUCCCAGGCCACCCACGGCAACAGGGUCGACAUCAUCGUUGGAGCGCAAGGCUGUGCGCCCUCGUCUCGGAUCGUGUAGCGCGCCACGACGGCCCUCCUCGCCCCCGUAUCCGUCGCCGCCGUCGACAACGAUGGUGGCGGAUGUCUAUGGAGGAGCGAACAUCGUCGCAAACGCGGCCGAGGAGGAACAGCGAUGCACAGCGCAAUGUGCGCACACCGGCAGCAAUGCGCAGGGGCUUUCUCCGUGGUCACGGCACCGGCCACUGAGCCUGUCACGUCGUCCCUCGCCCUCACCUGCGCCGGCACCGUCGCCGUCGCGCACGGAGCCGACGACCCUUGGCGCCGGUACCGCGGCCGCUACUGUUCCCAGCACGACGGUGGCGACAUCGUGCACAUGGGAGUGCCUGCGCAUCUAUGUGUUGCAUGACUUGCCACACCGAGAAGCACGAGUGCGCCGAUGCGAGGAGGCUCUCGAAGCCCUGGCGCGUCGCCGCGACGGGGUGGAGCCGACACCGCAUAUCGGCGGAGGGCUGCGCACCGCAGAGCCGCACGUGAAACGGGGCGACAACUGCGGCAGCGUUGAUGUUGCCUCCGACCCCUCUCUACCUCUCACGGCCCCGCAGCCUGCACCACCUCUCCGCUUUGUGGCUCGCUGCGAGGACGCUGAUGUGCUGGUGACGCACCAAAUCAACCUCCGUGAAAGUGUCCUUGUGGCGGUGGCGGCCGGGUGCUGGGUGGUGCAGCCGGGGUUCCUGGAGUGUGUCGUCGCUGUCCUCGACGGUGCCUGCUGCUGGAGCGACAAGAACAGCACCACCAGUUUCAUGCGGAAUCCAUGGCCCACGCUGCAGCUGCAGCCGCAACGGCACCUGGCUCUAGCCACGGCUGUAGCGGCGCCGAUUACGGCGGCGAUGAAGGCGUCUGCACUCUGCGUGGCGCGCCUCCGCAAGGCCUUGCCUACAUACGAGUGGACUGCGGAGGUGCUGCCGCGUGUACGGGCGUCGGGGUACCCGCCGGAAAGCGACAGCAUGCUCCCGCUGCAGCGGGCGCUGGUGCAGCAGUGUCGCCGGCAACGGCAGAUGCGGGAGCAGGCAGCAGGCGGCAGCGUCGCAAGUGAGGACGCGGGACACCCGUUCGCCGGUAGCCGAUCACGUCAGCGCCUCUUCGAGGGCAACAGCUUUGUUCUCUUGUCUUCUUUUCCUGCAGUGAAUAUGUUUUCGGCACGCGGGACGCGAACGACCGAGGUGAGUGUGACGGAUGCAGAGAGCUGCGGCACAUCAUCGCGGGUGCGCGCCAUCGAGCGCAUCUUGGAGACCGGCGGCGGAUGCCUCUGCUGUAGUGUGCAGGUUGGCUCUGUAGCUGCAGACGAGGAGAAGACGGAUGGAAGCACCGACAUUGUCGCCGCAUCCACACACGUUCCGCCUGCCGCGCAACAGCCACUGCGGUGCUGCGUAUGUGUGCCAUCACUACACGGGCAGGGCCAUGAGCCGCUGCGGCGCGGCCUCGCCCACACUUCCGUCCCGGUGGUGAUGGACGCGGCGCUCUACCAUGACAUCCUGUGGCUCGCUUGCUACCAGGUGCACCGGGGGCUUUCGGAGACGCUGUACGUGUUGCUCGAUGGAAGCCUCCUCGGCACUAGUGCAGGCGACGAUCACGCCGGCACCGUCGUGUGCGUGUCACCGGCGCCACACACGGCUGUCACCGCUGAUGCUGCCGCUGCCGCGGGUCGCGCUGGCGAAGAGUCCGACAACGCACACCUGUCGGCCACGUCACCCGUCUCCGAGCACGACCGUAUUUCGAAGAAGCGGCGCACCGGGGAUGUGGAGGCGCACGAUAGUACCCGGCCAACCGCGGAACCGGUAUCGGAGGCGGCGACCGUCGCCGCCGGUGCGUUGGCGGUCCCCACCACCUGCACGGUGGCGGCGUGGAUCUCUAGCUGGCUGCUCGCCUCCCCGAACGACGGCAGUCUCUCAAAAGCGGGCAAUGAGCCACCGCCGUGUCGCCGUGGCUAUGCACCAGCUGCUGCACAAGCGAUGCGAGGUCAUCUUUGUGCUUGCUGCGCGGCGGUGUGCGCGGUUGACGAUGAUGUGCGUGUGUCAAGCAGCGCCCGCGUGUCAUACAACGUGGCGGAUGUUCCGUUUGCUGUGCCCUCGGUUCAAGAAGUGCACCAGGCUUGCAUCGAUGUAGGUGGUGGCGCGAAGGCCGGGUCACCGAUGUCUGCAAGCCGCGUAGCUGUCCGUCGCAUAGAGUUCCGAAGCACGGGUUGGGCCGGCGCUUGCGUCGCCGCGGGUGGUGCUGCUGUGAUGGCCGCUGCCACUGACGGUUGGAUGAGGGAGUGUGAGGCGCACACCCUCUGGGGAACUCUUUUCCUGGAGUAA
Molecule: messenger RNA, 9330 nt
Organism: Leishmania major strain Friedlin
Lineage: Eukaryota; Euglenozoa; Kinetoplastea; Trypanosomatida; Trypanosomatidae
Exons: 1
Coding region: 1-9330 (3109 amino acids)
Biological process (GO): mitotic G2 DNA damage checkpoint signaling; mitotic DNA replication checkpoint signaling; DNA replication initiation
Source: RefSeq, a predicted model, not a curated record